AUGCGGCUGCUCACGCUCCUCACCACAGCGCUCCUCAGCGCGGCCACCGGCGCGCUCGCCGCCAAGAAGACGUCGGAAGAGCGGUUCCAGCUGUACCACAGCAAAGCGCUCUCUACCAGCCCCGUGAAGCUGAGCGAGGCGUCGUACCGGGAGCUGACGGCGACCCCGCGCGACUAUAGCGUGGCGGUGCUGCUGACGGCGAUGGACGCGCGGUACGGGUGCCAGCUGUGCCGCGAGUUCCAGCCCGAGUGGGAGCUGCUGGCGCGCAGCUGGACGGGUGGUGAUCGUAAGGGCGACUCGCGCGUCGUGUUUGGGACGCUGGAUUUUGGGGAUGGGAGGGAUGUCUUUAUGAGUCUCGGUCUGCAAACGGCGCCGGUGCUGUUCUUUUUCCCGCCCACGACCGGCCCUCACGCUCCGGCCUCGCCGGAACCGGUUCGAUAUGACUUUACCGGGGGAGCUCAAGCGGCCGAGGUUGUGCACAGCUGGGUUGCGCGGUACCUGCCGGACCGCCCUCACCCGCCCAUCAAGCGGCCGAUCAACUGGAUGCGGUGGAUCUCAACCUUCGUCAUUCUCUCGGGCGGCCUGACCUUCUCCUACGUCGCCUGGCCCUACGUGCUCCCCGUCAUCCAGAGCCGCACCGUCUGGGCGGCCAUUACUCUGAUCUCGAUCCUUCUGUUCACCAGCGGCCACAUGUUCAACCACAUCAGGAACGUCCCGUACGUCGCCGGCGACGGCCGCGGGGGCAUUAGCUAUUUUGCGAACGGCUUUCAGAACCAGUAUGGUCUUGAGACGCAGAUUGUGGCUGCCAUGUAUGGUAUACUUGCGCUUUCCAGCAUUUCCUUGGCUAUCAAAGUGCCUCGGAUGACCGACCCCAGGAACCAGGGCAUUGCCUUCCUCGCCUGGUUCGGUAUCCUCUUCGUUGUGUAUAGCCUCCUCCUGAGCAUCUUCCGGGGCAAGAACCCCGGCUACACUUUCUCCCUGCCGCCUUUCAUGUAA
Messenger RNA from Chaetomium globosum CBS 148.51, 996 nucleotides. RefSeq lists its product as uncharacterized. The coding region runs from base 1 to 996 and encodes 331 amino acids. The transcript is spliced from 4 exons. Gene Ontology annotation, cellular component: oligosaccharyltransferase complex. NCBI's taxonomy places the organism in Eukaryota, Fungi, Ascomycota, Sordariomycetes, Sordariales, Chaetomiaceae. The record is from RefSeq and is a predicted model, not a curated record.